CCAGCUCCUCCCACGGUUUCGACAGAACUUCAGCAAAAGUCAUUAAACAUCUUCCGCGACGCUCUUGAUCCAUCAAGUGAAGACUCCAACACCACCCUUCAAGAAGUCAAAGGCCACCUCUUCAACCGAGACUUUGCUGCCGCGUUCGGCAAGGAGGAGUACUUGCGCGUGUAUGCUGGACGAUGGAGUCCGAGUAGAGCACUCGGCUACACGCAAAUUCUUCUCGAUGUGCAAGAUCUCAUCGCCAGCGGAAAGAGUGAUGUCGACGACGAUGAAGAGCCUCCUUUCAGAGUCCUCUGCAUUGGCGGUGGAGCUGGUGCAGAGCUCGUAGCCCUGGCUACGUGGGCGAGUCUGGAGGACACUCCUUUCCCAAGACUACAGGCGAAAUUUCUCGACAUUGCAGCUUGGGGUCCAGUCGUCACCGCGCUCCAUGAUGCUGUCACAAACGCUCCUCCGCUGUCACAGUAUGCUUCCGCCGCAGCCAAGGAAGCUAAUGAGCCACUCCUCCUUCCAGACGCUUUCAAGGUCACCUUCCAACAGCAGGACGCUCUCGAAAUCACCGACAACAAACACUGUCAGCAAUUCUUUGGUUCGAACGAUCUGAUCACGAUGAUGUUCACACUCAACGAGCUCUACUCGACUUCCCUGGCGAAGACGCAGCAGAUGCUGGCACGCGUCACCGCUAGUUGCAGACCUGGCACCAUCCUCCUCGUGGUCGACAGCCCUGGAAGCUACUCCACCGUCUCGAUGAAUGGCGCCGAAAAGAAGUAUCCCAUGCAGUGGCUGUUGGACUUCACACUCAUUGGACCACCUAAGAAGGACCUGGGCGGUGCUGAAGGCUCGGUGAAGUGGGAGAAGCUGCUCGAGGACGAAUCGAGAUGGUACAGACUUCCGCCUGGAUUGAAGUAUCCGAUUGAGCUCGAGAACAUGAGGUAUCAGAUUCAUAUUUACAGACGC
Molecule: messenger RNA, 957 nt
Organism: Zymoseptoria tritici IPO323
Lineage: Eukaryota; Fungi; Ascomycota; Dothideomycetes; Mycosphaerellales; Mycosphaerellaceae
Exons: 1
Source: RefSeq, a predicted model, not a curated record